This is a messenger RNA of Arabidopsis thaliana (thale cress), 1489 nucleotides long. RefSeq names its product Glycosyl hydrolase superfamily protein (gene MAN6). Gene Ontology annotation, biological process: polysaccharide catabolic process. The transcript has 5 exons. The record is from RefSeq and is marked reviewed. Gene Ontology annotation, cellular component: extracellular region. Lineage: Eukaryota; Viridiplantae; Streptophyta; Magnoliopsida; Brassicales; Brassicaceae. Bases 35 to 1381 code for a protein of 448 amino acids. Gene Ontology annotation, molecular function: hydrolase activity, hydrolyzing O-glycosyl compounds; mannan endo-1,4-beta-mannosidase activity.
GAGGAAUCUGUUCUCAUCCAUAAACCAACGAAAAAUGAAGGACCAACUUGGAUUCAGAAUUGUGCUCUGUUCUGCGGUUUUCAUAAUUCUGACUCAAAACAGAGCUCUCGCAGACUUGGACAGCGAGUCCCAUGAGGUUAACUCAGAAUCGGUAGGAGAAGAACAAUGGGAGAUGGUGCAGAGGAAAGGGAUGCAAUUCACUCUAAAUGGACAACCAUUCUAUGUGAAUGGCUUCAACACAUACUGGAUGAUGACUCUUGCAGCUGACAAUUCCACGAGAGGCAAAGUGACGGAAGUGUUCCAACAAGCCUCUGCGGUUGGAAUGACGGUAGGCAGGACAUGGGCUUUCAACGAUGGCCAAUGGAGAGCUCUCCAGAAAUCUCCCUCUGUUUACGAUGAAGAGGUCUUCAAGGCCCUCGACUUCGUGCUGAGCGAGGCCAGAAAGUACAAAAUCAGGCUUAUACUGUCAUUGGUCAACAACUGGGACGCCUAUGGCGGCAAAGCUCAGUACGUUAAAUGGGGAAACGCCUCCGGCCUUAAUCUCACUUCCGAUGACGACUUCUUCACCAACCCCACCCUCAGAAACUUCUACCAAUCCCAUGUCCGGACAGUGCUGAAUAGAGUGAACACCUUCACAAACAUAACUUACAAGAACGACCCCACAAUCUUCGCCUGGGAACUUAUGAAUGAGCCUCGUUGCCCCUCUGAUCCUUCCGGCGACAAACUCCAGUCUUGGAUACAAGAAAUGGCGGUGUUUGUGAAGAGCUUAGACGCUAAACACUUGGUGGAGAUCGGACUUGAAGGCUUCUAUGGUCCCUCUGCCCCUGCGAGAACCAGAUUCAACCCCAACCCCUACGCUGCACAAGUCGGAACUGACUUCAUCAGAAAUAAUCAGGUUCUUGGCAUUGAUUUUGCCUCGGUUCACGUCUAUCCAGAUUCCUGGAUAUCUCCGGCAGUAUCAAAUUCUUUCCUGGAAUUCACAAGCUCUUGGAUGCAAGCUCAUGUUGAGGACGCAGAGAUGUACUUGGGAAUGCCGGUUCUGUUCACAGAGUUUGGUGUGUCUGCACAUGACCCUGGUUUCAACACGUCUUUCCGUGACAUGAUGUUGAACACAGUGUACAAGAUGACCCUCAACUCAACAAGGAAAGGAGGGGCUGGUGCCGGGAGUCUGGUCUGGCAGGUCUUCCCUCAGGGGGCAGAGUUCAUGGAUGACGGCUAUGCGGUUUACCUCACAAGAGCUCACACAGCUUCAAAAAUCAUAUCUCUGCAGUCAAAGCGACUAGCCAUCUUCAACUCCUUGUGUAGCUGGAGAUGCAGAUGGGGAUGCAAGAAAAAGAAUCAGACUGCUCUUGAUGCCCUCCUCUCGCACGACGAGCUUUAAGUAUCACAAUCUUUUGUGAAUUACAACUGCGUGAAUACAAAGAUCAGUGUAUACAAGUUUUUAACAAAUAUUAUAUAUGUAAAGAAUCAAGAUGAUUGUUUAAACAUA